This is a messenger RNA of Orbicella faveolata, 2378 nucleotides long. RefSeq lists its product as uncharacterized. NCBI's taxonomy places the organism in Eukaryota, Metazoa, Cnidaria, Anthozoa, Scleractinia, Merulinidae. Gene Ontology annotation, biological process: actin cytoskeleton organization. The record is from RefSeq and is a predicted model, not a curated record. Gene Ontology annotation, molecular function: protein binding; guanyl-nucleotide exchange factor activity.
UUCAUGUAGUAAUCUUAAACUAAUUCUAAGCUUACCAAUUUCGUUUUGUUCUUUUUUUUUUUCAGCCGUUUGGUUCCAUAACAGUGUGUAUGUCUCGAAUCCUCUGCAUUUCACCUGUUCCUGGAACGAAAUUCAGCGGUUUGGAAGCACUCCAGUCCGAAAACGAAACCAAAUCCGACACUCAGUCCAUCUCUCUGGGAAGUGAGAAGAGCAGUAAAGGAAACACAACGCCCAAAAUUUCACGUUCAGGUUAUGCCAGCGACGAAGAUGUCACCGGUCCACAAAACAUCAUGGCGUUUGAUAGCAGUUCCGAAGACGAGGAGGGACUGGGUCAAGAGAGUUUUCUUGGCGGGAAAUUCACCGACGGAAGCUCGCCGUUCGACGUCGACGGCCGACUCAGUCCCGAAGGCAGUAGUUUGGGAACUACGGGAAGUGCCGACGGCUUGGACAGUAGUCAAGACGAAAAUGUGUUUGAGUUCGAGGAAAAUGACUCCAGUUGUGACGAGAUGAAAGCUAAAGGAUCCCGUAAACACUCGAAGCGGAGAAUGGGGUCUUCUCCCAGAGCCAGCCAAGAUCUCAAAGACAGCCUGUCGGAUAUUGUGAAUUUUGACACCGAUGAACCUUGUACUGUCUGGCUGGGAACAGAGGACGGAUGUAUUUUCGUGUAUCCAGCAAAGGAAGCGCAAAACAAGAAAUCAAAGUUAAAGCUUCAGCAUUCUGGAUCCAUCCAGUGUAUAUUGUAUGUUGAUAAUCAAGUCUUCAUUUCACUAUCAACGGGUCACUUGUACAUUUACAGAAGACCGCCAGGUUGCGCCUGGGAAAUAGGCAAUCCCGUAAUGCUUCACAUCGGAGAGUCGGCAGCAGUCUCCUGCAUGACAGCUAUUCACGGUCGAUUGUGGUGUGGCCUGGGCUGUAAUGCUGUCAUCGUCAACACAACUACUUUAGCAGUCGAGACGUCGUUCAGCUGUAGUUUGGACAAAGACCAUGCUGUGUACCGCAUGGCUAGUUCUGGAAUGGGAGUGUGGGUUACGCUGCAGAGCUCUUCUGCGGUGAGAUUGUUUCACGCUACGCGGUACGAGUGCUUGGCAGAUGUUGACGUGGCCCCACCCGUGCACAAAAUGCUUCAAGGUUCUGAUGCGAUCAUCCGUCAACACAAAGCAGCCUGUCUGCGCGUCACAGCUCUGCUUGCUUGCAAGGACCUCCUCUGGAUUGGCACUAGCGCAGGCGUAGUUUUAACAUUACCGCUGCCAACAAUCACCGCCAGCACUGCUUCUCUUCGUAACUGCCCCUCGGCAACAGCCUCCUUUCACGGGCAUACGGGACAUGUGCGUUUUCUCACUGCUGUCGAGGUCCCAAGAGAAGGAACACAAGACCACACCAACGAUAAAGGGUCCAGCACCACAAUAAGCACCACUCUAAGUACGUCCCCUUCGACUCCGAAUGCACCUCAUACGCCGGGCUCUUCCGCGGCAAGGGACGUAUUGAUCAUCAGCGGCGGAGAUGGCUACGAGGACUUCAGAGCAAGCUCCGCCAGCGAAUCCGCUGGACGAGAUGACAGCACUAAUCAUCUCCUUAUUUGGCGUGUAUGAUACUUGAAGCGGAAACAGUCAUGCUAAAAUCCUUUCGCCUGACAGGAUGUUGCCUAGCAACGUGACGUAUCCAGAGAACGAUAAGCAACAGACGCAUGACUUUCGGAUUCCUCGUGAUUGGCCAAUUAGAAACGGAGCACUUCGGAUUCUCCACAAGUAUUUGCCGAAAGUGGCGUCGCAUCCGACCCAGUAUGUCGAUGGAACAAGACCCGAAUUCUAAGUUGUAACAAUUGACUCUCCAAACGAUUAAGUAAUAAUUAAGAGUUAAUUGUAAGAAGUUGUAAUCAAUAGAAAGCAAAUAGUUUGUCCACUUUUUAGGAGAUUUAUCAUAUUCAAAUGCGUUAGAUUUUUCACGUUGUGGCUUAAUCUUGAGUUAAUGUCGGGUCAACAUGUUCCCUUGAAAAAUAGGAGUUAUUAUAACGAAGGAAGACAGAAGAGUAAAGUUCGGUUCAUUCUCCAAAAAGGUGACUUGCAUAAGCAUUUGAAGUAAAUAUUAGAACGUGGAAAAAGAGAGGUAUUUUUUAAAGUCAGUUAAUAUUUUUGUGAAAUUGUACAUAGCUCAUGAUUGACCAAGUGGUGUUUGUUGGACAAAAACAAAAAAGUCAAACAUUCGGAUAGAGUAGAACCACAGUAGUUUUAUUAAAAGCUGAUCAUGUACAUGCAAAUUUGAGCUUAUUUUCCUAACAGGAAAAAAAUAUGUAGAGGUAUUUAGACACCGCUGUAAAUAAAGAUCUUAGAGCAAAAGGAGCGACUUAAGUUGUGUGAAUGAUUAAAAUUAUUUUUAGCUUA